Molecule: messenger RNA, 5309 nt
Organism: Mizuhopecten yessoensis (Yesso scallop)
Lineage: Eukaryota; Metazoa; Mollusca; Bivalvia; Pectinida; Pectinidae
Exons: 7
Coding region: 1-705 (234 amino acids)
Source: RefSeq, a predicted model, not a curated record
AUGGCGGCGGCUGUGGUUCUCAUUUUUCUGUUGUCAAUGGUAGUCGUAUAUGGAACAGAAACAAUGACAGUCAAACUAGUGAACUCGACAAAAAUCGGAGAAUCAUUGGGAUCUUCAGGUUGUCCAUGCAACCUGAGCAUCACUUUCUCACUCACAGACAGCCGUUCUUGUCAAUGUCAGCCACUACCAGGUGGGUGUACACAAUGCAACGUUGUUGUCACCACACCAACAGACGUAAAAAUAGACACUGGCAACGGAGGAGGUUGUGAUAUGAACAACUCCUUUCCUGGAAAGACUAAACUUCAUUUGAGAGUAACUGUGAGGGAAUUAGGAAACGCAGUGCUUAUACUUAGACCGAACGUAAUAGGAACGUUUUGUCAACCCAUCAGCUUGGACAAGAGGCAGAGUUUGUACAAUGCAAGUGAUGGAAGGCACUCCAGCUUAUUGAUGGAGGUGACAUCAACUUUGACAACAACGACACCAAAGACUGUAACCACCUCCAAGAACUUCCAUCCGGGGAUAUCUACAACAGUUGCCAGCUAUGGAGCCAAAAAAGAAACGAAUGGUGAUGAUGCAUCCCUAAGUACUGGAGCUAUAGCAGGAAUCGUCUUUGCUUUGCUGGUGAUUUUGGCCAUUGUUAUCCUUUUAAUUGAUUACUGUCACAAGCGUUGGAUAUUUAAUUUUAUCUGCAAGCAAAAGUUAUGAGUGUUCUUUGGUAAGGUACUAGGUAGGAAGUUUAAUGACAGAUAAUUACAAAUGUGUGCAAACAUCGACAAUGUUUUUCUUAAAACUUUUUUAGUUGUACUGUACAACUAAAUACCAUCUAAUACAAUUUAAACCUGUACGUAAAUGGCCAACAUCCCAAAGUUAAUCGUAGAUUUAAAAACAUAAUUCAGCGUUAAAACUUCUCUCGGUGGCGUUUUGGUUUCAUUUGAUAGUCAUUAAGAGAUUGUGAAUGUCAAAUAUUAUCAUACAUGUAUAUUAUAUCUCUACACGUUCGAAUCAUUCAAAUAUAUUGAUGGAUGUUGCCCAUUUUAGUUUAUUACCCUAACAAGAGUUCGAUACAGAAUCGUAUUACCAUGCUUUAGUGAUGAGUAUUAUUAAACAUCUAAAACUGUAUCAAUUAUAACUCAAAAUUAGUCAUAGUUGUAAUCAUAUAAUUAUAUUCCUUUCAUGUCAGAAAUCAAUAAUGUUAAUGAGUUAUGUUAAUACUAAGAAAAUGAAAACAUAGGCGAUUUUGUUUAAAACAUAAAUUUACAUGUUUGAAUCAUAUGAGAAACAAAAAAGUUUCGAUACUUUGUAGCUAGGUAUGUUCUAUAACUUAAAUUUCAAUUUGGUGCAUCGAAUUUGUGAAUUCAGAAUACAGAUUAGAGACAGGAAACCAAUGGCACAACUGGAUGAUAUCAAAUGGAAUUAAUUUGACCUCUGUGACUUCUAAUAACGUUAAAUCCAAAACCUAAAGUUUCAUCCAUCCAUCCGUUUUGCAACCAAGGGGAAGUCAUUCUGUAAUGUAAUGGAACCGUCCUGAGCGAGAUAAUCGAGUUGGCUUGUCAUUUGCUUGAGUUUGGUCUAGUUUCAUAUACGUGUAUUUUCUGUAAUACAUAUUUGUUAAUUUAAAACAAACUGUUACCAUCUCUGGAGUUACAAAUAAAUAGCACAACUCGCUCUCAUUGAUCAAUUGCAAAGACAUCAAUUUCUCGACUCAUUUGUUGCAUAAUUGAUCUGUCUAUAUUGGCGCACAAUAGAUCAUUGCUUGUCUCUUUUAUUUAGUUAAAACAUGAUCAAAGUAGCAUUCAAUUGAAGAAGCGGCUGACAGGAGUUUUCUAUCUUUUGUUUAAUUCAAUUAGGCAAGCCUGUCUACACUACAGCCUCCAUUGGUUUGGAUAAGUAAACGUAUAUAGGAAUUUUUUUCCGUAGGCGUUGAUGCAAUUAUUUUUUUCAACAGCGUUCAUUAUCCUUGAUUAAACUUUGAGCAUCGUCUUAAACUUACGAAUAAUUAGAUCAUAAACCUAGAGCAGUUUAAAAAAAUUCCGAAUAUAGCUAAAGUUGUGAAGUAAAUACCAAUGCAAACAUUAAAAAUAAGUUGCCUUUUUGAUCACUUUUCAAAAUGAAGGCUGGGUUAAUUAUUACGUAAUUUCUAUUUAACAAUUUAAGAUUACUUUCAUUCGAUUUUAUAACAUUAUCAAGACGCGUCCUCUACCACUAUGAGUAGGGGUUUAGAAUAGGCCUACUCUGUUAGCUGCUUGUUUAUCUUUUGUGUUUUGCUUUAUUUAUAUAUUGGUGGGGUUUUGUUUUGUAUUGCGAUACAUUUUAUGUGGAGAAUAUACAUUACCUGAUUCAUAUUAUACUGAUGACGUUAUUUCGAUCAACCAUUUUUUACAUAUUGUCUCACUUAUGAUAAACAGGUCUGUCCCCAGCAUAUUAUCCAUCAUCUCACUGUAUGAACUAAAGUACCUAUGCAUCUUACCCUGUUGUUAAUCAAAACCUGUGCGAUUACAUAAUACAAAUAACAAAGAUAUAAAUUAAUCAUAUUUAAUUGAACCAUUGUUUUCAGAAUACAGCUUCGUAUAGUCAAGCACGUUUAAUAAUGAGUAGCAAUAUCUACUGCAGCUUCAUAUUUAAACACUGCAUUGCACCGCAAAAACUCCAGAUUGUGGUAUUCUCAGGGUAGUUAACCCGUCUAAAAAAGGCGGACAUUAUUUAAGGAAUCUCACAAUUACUUUUAUAUAUAUAACAUAUAGUAGGAUAUUGCAACAUAAACUGCGCGGCCUAAACAUUUUGCCAUUUGGCUAGUCCAGAAAAUUAGAUUGAGAAAAAAAAAUCUAAUUAAAAAAAUAAAAUAUGUUCCCAUCCUUAAUUGAGAUGAUGGAUCUGCUGGUCUAUUUAUAUAUGUUAAUUGUAUUUUUCAUUUUAAAAUAUAAUUAACAUUUAAGUUAAUUAAUUAAUAAGCCUUAGAAACAUUGAUUCUACUUUAUGAAUUUGCUUCUUAAAUUCAUAAUUGUAAUAUAAAUAUAUGUAAAUUUGUUUCCACCUGUAUAUCCUUUUUAUGAAGAGGGCUUACGAAGGCUGUGCCUGUUGCCCAAUCCAUUUGACAAUUCGCCAUAUUUGUCAUUAAACGAUGUUGCAAUGAAAAUAUGUAAAAUAUGUAUAGAAAUUUAUAUAUGAUAUGUUGAUUGGUUGAAAUAAUUUUAUUAUCUGUUUAUUAACAUGAGGGUAUCUAAAAUAGAACGGUACCCAAAACGGAACACUUUUCACGUUUGCAUGAUAGAGCUUUUUAUUUUGCAAUAGAAAUUAAUGUUAUGUAAUGGUUAUCAAAACGUAUAUAGAUUCAAGCAACUGUAGACAAAAUUACCAGGUUCCCUCACAUUAAUCCUAAUUAACUCAACUAAAAACGUUAAAAAACUAAUUUUCCUGGAAAUGAUACAGAGCGGCGACAUUUAUAUCCUGCAAUAUUUGUUAAAAGAAUAUUUCAAAGCAAAAACUAAAGACUAACAUUUGGUAGAAAGUUUCAAACUGUCUUGAAAUGAGUAAAAAGUUUACAGAUUUGCGUUAUUUUCAAAAACUGAUGAGGUGUUCCAUAUUAAGUACCCGGUCUGCUAAAUGCACCUGACUCAACUAAAUGAGCUUUAUAAAUAAAGUCACACGCUGAUGAUACCCUAAUAAUACACCACAUGAAGGUUAUAGGCACCUGUAUUUGCAUUACAGCAAAACAAAGUUUCCAGAAACUAAGCAAGAAGUAUUAAUAUUUCGAUUUAAAAAGUGUUCCAUUUUAGGUACUCUAAUGCUACUUUUGAAAUAUAACAGUGUAUUCAUGUCUACAUAAAUAUAUCCUAUAUAUCCUUUAUAUUCAUGUCAUGUUAACUAAAAGUAUUAAAGCUAGAUGUUUUCUUGUUGUUAAUUAUAUACAAACUAAUUACAGAAUGUCGUUAGGAUAGUAAAGGCAUAUUCUGCUAUUGACUUACCGAAGUGUAUCAGCAAAAUGACAAACAAAAUCUUAUUGUUAAUAUAAUUGAACAACAUCUGACCAUGCAACAUAUAUUGCAGGUUCAUAUAAUGUAAUGAUGAAAGCAUGGUCACUAUUUAACAACCAUAUUACAAACAAAUAUUUCCACAUAACUUUCUUUAAGGAAAGGGAUAUAAUCCCAAAACUAAUUUAAUACAGUUGAUGCCUUUGACAGUAUCGUGUUUUAUCGACGUAUUUUUUUGUAUAAAUAGUAAUAUUUGCUGUUGAAAUAUAUAUAAACUGCUUUACUGGUUGUUGUGUACAUGAGGAUAAAACACUAUUGAAAAACUUCAUUAUGUGGUCUAUCUAAUAUAGCGUCCCUUUGUACGCUACCACACGUAGUCACAUCAAUGAAAUGUAAGCUAUGGAGAUCACAAAUUAUUUAUUUGAAUAGUGAACGUGCAUGUAUUUAUUUACUUAGAAGCUGGUGUGAUGUCUUUCUUUCACCAAACAAGAGCCAUUAUACACAACAACAAAAUCUUUGAAGAACGGUUCUAUCCAUUGUGCUGUAGGGUCAAUACUUCAAGAGUAGUUUAAAACAUGUUUGAACAUACGGAAACUUGUGACGUCAAUACCAAUAGAAACAUAUAACCUGUUUUCCUGAUCAGAUUCUUAACUUAUACCUGAGUUGUGUGUAUAUGUGCAGUGAAUUCUAGACAACUCAAAUCAUAGGUAUCGUGUGGGUUUUACGUUCUUAGCAUAGCUCGUUCUCUAACAUACAUGUACGGAAUUGGGGAGGAAAAUUUAUAUAAUCUGUGACUUUUUUCUUGCAGCUGAAUAUAUUUCAUGAAUUGCAAUGCUACCUGCUUGUCAAUCCUUUCUAUUUAUUGCAUUUUUAUGCUUUAAAUAUCGGAUUCUACCAAUUUGAUCACAACAAAAUUAAAAUUUAAAAUAUCACUUUAUGGUUUAAACCAAUCAGAACGACAUUUUCUAUUUACGCCAUGAAGAGUAUCAGUUUUUUGGAAGCAAAGCUUACCGAGUAAUUACAAAAGAAUCAAAUGUUUUGCUGAGUAGCCGAUUCAAAACGACGCCUUCAAAUGUGAAGUCAUUGGAAUAUGGUGCGAAAGAUUAACUAUUGUAUCCCCACUACUUUGAAGCAGUAACAUUUUCGUUCUGGUCGGUAAUUUAAAAUGUAAUAAAUAGAAGAUUUUCUGGCUUUCCCAUUGGCUACCAUAUACAGAUUUUGUUCUGUCGUGUUUCACACUCGUUAAAUAUACUGGUGUUCUGACACACUCGUGAAAUACAUUUGGUAAUAAACAGGAAACCAUAAAAUAUCAUUUAUAUGUUGUGUUUUAAUAAAAACUAU